AAUUGCUGUGUUUGGUUGCGUAGUGCGUGCAGUGAAAUAAUUUUGAUUAUAUUUUAUAAAAGACUGUUGUCGUAAGUUCGGUGAAGUUUCUUUUUUUUAUUGUUUUUUAUUUAAAUUCUAAAGAUUGCAAGUCUCGUAUACUGGAAGCAAAUGGAUAAAAAUACUUCUUUGGAGAUAAAAGAUGGUGAUACGACGCAACCUCUUUUAAUUGAGGCGCCACCUAUUAGGGAAGUAGAGAAACCUACAGAUGGGAUUGUCAAAAAAAAGAGAAGGCGCGGCAAAACCAAACGAAAAAUUAUGAAACCGUUUCUUAAAGUACCUUGGCAAGAUAGAAGAAAAUACGAUAAACCCAAGAGAAAUAAUAGAUUCCGAAAAAUUGUAGUGGCCAAGACACGCGCUCCUUUCAAUAAUAAUCAAUUUUUAAUGGAAAUACAUAAACCAGAACCGGAAAAUAAUUUUCAUCUAGCGCAAACUCCUUCAGCACGAACACGGGAUUCCAGUUUUAGCAUCGAUUCUGAAGAUAAUUACUUCUUCUCUUUGCCUGAAGAUGAAGAAGAGUACUUGACUAAAGAGUUUUCUAGUGUUUAUGAAGACGCUCAAACAGAACGUUUAUCCAACAUGUCUAAAAACGAAUUGAUUCAAGAGUACCUUAUUCUUGAAGCAAAAUACGACAGUCUCGUAAAGAGGACCGAUCGCUCGAAACCUAAGCUCUCAGAUGAGGAGAAAGAUGGUAAUGACACGGACAAAGAUAAUAUGUCAACAACUGAUAAGGAUAGUAUGGUAACAGACAGAGAUACUUCUGGUACUUCCAAUCAAUCCAGUACAUUAUAUCCGGUUGAACCUACUAUUGCCGAUAUGUUACAGCGCUUGAAAGAGCAAGAGGACCAAAUUCGCGAAUUGAAAUUGGCAAAUGAAAAGUUACAUCAAGAAAAUGAACAUUUACAACAAGCAUCUCAAGGUUCAACAAGUGAAGAUUCAGAAAGUGACAGUUCAUCUAGUUCAGAUUCUUGCAGUAGCUCAAGUCGUAGUAACAGUCCAGCAAACAAUUUACAAUCAGCAGAAUCGAAUGAUAUUAUUUUAAAUGAAAAUGAGAUUAUGAAUCUAAAUGGUGAAAACGGAAUAAUUGAUGCAUCAGAAACUGAAUGUCCGCUUGUAAAUGGUUUUCAUAGUCCAAAUGAAAAGUAGUGUUGUAUAUCAGUGACCAAAGUUGAUUAAUGGAUCAAAAUAAUUGUUGAGUAUGUAAAUAAUAAUUUUAUGAUUGCUUAAUAUUUUAAACCAAUAUGAAUUCAAUUUAUAAUUGAUGUGUUGCAGACUUUUUGUUAAUUUAUGAUUAUUAUUAAUUAGCGCUUUGAUUGUCUUAACGUCAGUAACAUGAGUUGUAACUCUUUAUUGGCAUGAUUUUAUGGAUUUUUUAUCAAUUCUCUUAUUGCUUUGUUUCUUAAUGCUUAAACACUUAAUUAUUUAUAAUGUUUUUGAAAAAUAGGAAGUCACAAAUAUAUAGAAAAUUAUAAUAUAACAACUCCAACAAUAAUUCUGCAACAUAACAAAUUGAAUGGUAGGAACAAGUUAAGCAUAAUGCAUUUAGUUACUUUGCUAUGAUAUUUUAAUGCCCUGUUGUACAAAUUAUUAUAUUCUUUAUCACUGUGGGAAUAUAAAUGUGGGAUCUCAUGUUAGGUUUAGUGAAAUUAUUCUGUGAUAUCCCUGUGGAUAUUUUGUCAGUAGUAAGUUGUGCAUGUCAAAGGUGUAAGUAUUCCAGUUCAGUUAAGAUCUCACUUUUAUGUUUAAACGGUGAGUGUUUAUGCUCUAGAUUUAAGGACAAAGUGUAAAUGAAGAGGUUAAUAUAUGUAUUAUUAUACGAGAUUUAGGCAAGGAAGAAUGAGGAUGUAUUAUACUAAUUUGACUGGUUGUGUAUUACCUAUGUGACCUACCAGAUGAUAUUCUUUUUGUUUAUUUUAAAAUAUUCAUUAAUUCAUGUACUACUGUAAAGCUUCAAUUUAUACUUUGCCUUUAAAAGGCAAAUUAAAUUGCCAAAUUUUUUAUUUAAUUUUUAUGCAAAAAUUAAAAAUACAAUGCUUAGAUUUUUAAACACAAC
Messenger RNA from Diatraea saccharalis (sugarcane borer), 2092 nucleotides. NCBI's taxonomy places the organism in Eukaryota, Metazoa, Arthropoda, Insecta, Lepidoptera, Crambidae. The record is from the annotation of a GenBank genome assembly.